AUGACUGUGCGGCACAGCGACUUAAAAGAUUAUAUGGACAUUCCGACAUCGUAUCAUUAUGACUUGAAGAUAUCACUGAUACCGGGUUAUGUGUCUCAUGGAGAAUCCAAUAUUGUUAUUUAUCUUUAUAGACCAAUACGAUUCAUACUUUUCAAACGCUUGCAGUGGCAGACUUUGGCAAACUUGGUACACAGACGAGAAAGAAAUAAAAAGUUUAUCGCAACACUGUUCCAGUUCACAAGAAGACUACCAAUAUUCCCAUAUUUUUACAUAUCUGAAUUGGUCACCCUUAACAUCUCAGUAGAACAUGAAAAACGAUACCUAGUUUUAUCGAAUAGACCGAUAAAAAGUCAAUCUGUAUCUAAUGACACGAUGCUUACGCUUUUCGACAAGUUUCCUUAUACAUAUAUUAACGAAGUAGCAUUAAUUCUGAUGUCUGAUAUGACCCCUUCAAAUCCCAUCACAUAUGAUCUCAUUUCUUAUUCGAAAAUAACGAUCAAUAUGUGGAGCAGGUCAGAUUUGGUACCACACAUGAAAUUUCCGCAAUAUGUUUUCGAAAAUGUAAUCAAGUAUUUAGAUGACAAUUGGAAUAUUAUGAGGAGAGGCCCUAAAAUAGAUUGUAUUGUUAUUCCGAAUUUCAAUGGCAAUAUCAGGCAGACUUGGGGAUUGUUACUUUACAAUGAAACAUAUAUUACCUACAAUGAAAAAUUAUAUCCUGCCUAUAAAGCUACAGCAAUGCGCUUAAUAACUCAUGAAAUAAUAUAUCAAUGGUUCAAUAAUUUCUUCUAUCCUUGGUGUAAUUACUGGUUGUUAAAUGAGGGCUUCAUUAAGUUUAUCGAAACAUAUAUCAUUGAUAAGGUUUUUCCAAACUCUGGAAUGAUGAACUUGUUCAUAAUUCAAGAUCAGCAUGAAUAUCGUUAUAUGGAUAUAUAUUUCCUACUGAUAUUUAUGGAACACUUACAAAUAACACAUUUCAAAUUAAUUCACUUUCUCUUGAUCAACGUAUUUACUGUAAUAGGACCCAUUGUAUGGCGCAUGAUAGAAAGUGUAAUACCCAAUAAUGCGUUUUGGGAAAUUAUCAACACAUAUCUAAAGACGGUGGCGAUUUACCGUAAUUCGAGAGUUCCCGAUCAUCUGUGCGAUAUUAUGCAAAUCAUAGAUGCAUCAGCAAUUAAGAAUUACAAAAUAAACAUAAAACAAAUGAUAAAUGUUUGGGCUAAACAGAAGUACUGUCCUGUGCUAAAUGCGAUACGAGAUUACAAUGGAGCUUAUGUAAAUAUAUCAAUAGACAAAAAACAACCAUUCAAUCAAACAACCUUUUUUAUACCCAUCACCUAUACUAUGGAAAUGAACAUCGAUUUCAAUACAAAAUCGUCAACUAUUGAUCAUUAUUUAACAGAAUCAAAUCCCGAGUUGAAAAUACCCAUUAUAAAUGAAACUCAAUGGGUAAUUAUCGAUAAACAACAAACUGGAUAUUAUCGCGUCAACUAUGAUCCGGAAAAUUGGCGAAGAAUUGCACGUUAUUUAAAUUCCGAAAACUAUAUUAAUAUACAUGUUCUCAACCGAGCACAAAUUAUCGAUGACGCGUUUCAUUUUGCGGUGGAGAAAAAACUGAAUUUUUCUAUAUUCUGGGAUCUUGCGAGCUAUUUAUCGAGAAGAGAGAAAGAUUAUAUAGCAUGGUAUCCUAUGAUCAAAGCUUUUGAAUACUUGUCGAACUAUUUUGCAAUUACAAGUGCGUCUGACAUGAAUCUUUUCCAGUACUCAAGAUUCUUUAAGAAUCUACAUGAGCACAUAUAUACAUCUCUAUACGAAAAUAUAUUUCAUCAAAUAAAUGUUAAAGACAAAUUUAAUAAUUAUUUAAAACUGGAACUCGCAAAAUGGGGAUGUCUUAUCAAUUAUGAUUUGUGCGUAAAAAUAGCCAAAAAUAAAUUGGAAUUGUAUGUACAAAAACCUACAUUAAAUAAAAUUUUGCCUGAAUGGCAAGAAUGGACAUAUUGUAAUGGAUUAAAGACAGCGAACCGUGAUAUGUGGACGAUUAUAUACAAUAUGUCAUCUAAUAUGUACAAGGAAAAAUCCGAUUAUAAAAGAUUGAUAUACCUGAGUUGUUCUGAAAAUCCUGACCUUAUCUUUAAUUUACUUUGGAAUAUAAUACCGGCAUUUGAAACGGAAAUGUUAAAAGAUAAUGAUCAUAAAAUGCUUGCACAUGAAAAUGAGCGUAAAGUUUAUACUUUAACUACAUAUAUGUACCUUUCUACUCUUGCGAGACAUGCUAAGAACACUCCAGUACUUGAAGCUAUAUUGAACAAUUAUGUAUAUAUAAAACACAGUCAAAUCAGUACAGAGGUGAUAUUAAAUGUGCUUAUUAAUAAUGCGUACUCUAAGGAACAAUUAUUCGACAAGAUAAUGAAAUUUGUGAAUACCAAGAUGCCACUCUCAGAUUAUAAAGAUGAUAUAGAACAGAAGACAAUUAUUAAACAAAAGAUAAUAACGCGGUCUGAUAAAGUGUUCGUCCAGUCACGCUUUUUUCACAAUUUGUUCAAAUGAGAAUUUAAAUGAGAAGUUCAAUACGUCUAUUUAAACUGACAUGGAUAAUAAUA
This is a messenger RNA of Nylanderia fulva, 2597 nucleotides long. The record is from RefSeq and is a predicted model, not a curated record. Lineage: Eukaryota; Metazoa; Arthropoda; Insecta; Hymenoptera; Formicidae.